Molecule: messenger RNA, 807 nt
Organism: Closterium sp. Yama58-4
Lineage: Eukaryota; Viridiplantae; Streptophyta; Zygnematophyceae; Desmidiales; Closteriaceae
Source: the annotation of a GenBank genome assembly
AUGCCUUCCAUUCUCGCGCCAUCCAUGGCCAUCGCACGAACCCGAUUGCUUCCCAUCGUCGCCAUCGCCGUCGCCCUCGUCGCAACUGUCAUUGCUACCGUCGCACACCCCUCUGACGAAGCCGAGCCGUUCGACGCGCCUCUGCCGGGAAGGGCGGCGCUGGAAAAGGCGGCGGGCGCGCAGAUCAGCGGAGUGCUUCCCGUUUUCGGCGGAGGAAGUUGGCUUCCGCGCCCGCGCGGUGGCGGAAAGGGCGGAAACGGUGGAAAUGAUGGAAACGGCGGGAAAGGCGGCGCUGGCGGGCGCAUGCGGGCGACGUGGGGGGUGCCUCUGCGCCUGCGCUCCGCAUGGGGGAGCGCAAAGUUCCGCGCGAAGGCGCGGGACGCGCUGGGGCGGCUGACGGGCGCGCGCGGGGUGGCGGUGACGGCGCAGGGGCGCGCGGAGAGACUGAUGGCGGCGUGGGCGGGGCGGCCGGGGAGGGAGGGAUGGCGCAAGGGCAAGGACGUGUGGACGCAAGUGGCGCGCGACUGCGUCUCUCAGCUGGCACUCGCCAAGGCCAGCAUGGAUGAAGCAGCGGUGAUUAUUAACACGGGGGAGGGUGACGUGGCAGAUGCGCGCGUCAGCCUAUCGAGUGCUGCCACGUUGGCAGGCGACUGUCUGGACUCGUUCCGCACCUUCGCUGCUGAUGGCGCUACCAGCGAGCCCGCCAGGGCCGUGCAGGUGGGCUUUGGGGGGCCGUGCAGGUGGGCUUUGGGGGGCCGUGCAGGUGGGCGGGCAGGGUCGCACGAGGGGGGUUGUGGGGGGCUCUGA